Messenger RNA from Hordeum vulgare subsp. vulgare (domesticated barley), 1696 nucleotides. Its product is annotated as thioredoxin H-type-like. The transcript is spliced from 4 exons. The record is from RefSeq and is a predicted model, not a curated record. Lineage: Eukaryota; Viridiplantae; Streptophyta; Magnoliopsida; Poales; Poaceae. Bases 61 to 669 code for a protein of 202 amino acids.
CCAUCAUAGCGCCCUGCCUGCCUUUCCCCACACGAGCUCACGCCGUGAAAGCAAGGCAGCAUGUCAGAAUCAUUGACCUCCAAAGUGUUUCCGCGAGGCAGUGAUGACUCUUACCUGGUCUAUCGCACCAUUAAAGAUUCCCAGGAGUUAAAAUCCACUCUGGCGGAACCCUAUCCGGUGGUGCUCAUGUUCCUGGCGGACUGGAACGAACCAUCCAGGGUCAUGAAGAAACCGUUCAGGGAUAUGGCCUUGGCUAAAAGGAAACAUGCCAUAUUCUGCAAGCUGGAUGUCGACAAGUUUAAAGGUAUUGUGGAGCAGUAUCGAGUGGAGGCGCUGCCGACGUUCGUGCUGAUGGAGAAUGGCAAGGAGAAGGGCAGGGUCGUUGGCGCCAAGGUGGACGAGCUGGACACGGCCAUCAUGGGCAACAUACCAUCCAUAAAUUAUAUAGUAGUGGACGCUGAUGCUGCUACGCAGCAAGCGUGUGCUCGUGACAGCGAUCCGGCCGUCCAGCCUUCUUUACACUCAACACGAUAUGAACCACCUGCACCAGUCCCUCACAUACAUCCCGAAAAUAAGAAUAUAUCAGCCAAAAUCGUGGGGUCCCAGGUUGAAGAAAGACACAACCUUUUUUGUCGUUGGAGAAAAAAAUGUAAGGUCAUAGACUCGUAAUCUCUCUGUACGGCGCCCGCUACAGCUUGAGCCCUAGGGUCAUAGACUGGUAGCCCUCCCGAGUACCUCACCCGCGCGCCCUGGAUAGCUAGUUACAACAGGUUUAGAGAUAAGUCCUAGCUAGCUUAAACUACUCUUCAUAAGAUCUCCUAUAUGGUUACAACUCUAACCGAACCAGCUUGUUUAACACCCUUCCUUAAUCACAACUUUAUCAAGUUGAGAUUAUGUUUGAAGUCUUCAAAACUUUGUGUACGUAAAGCUUUUGUAAACCCAUCAGCAACUUGAUCUUUUGAAUGAAUAAACCGAAUGUCCAAGAGUUUAUUUGCAACUCUCUCUCACACAAAAUGAAAAUCUAUCUCAAUGUGCUUUGUUCUAGCAUGAAAGACUAGAUUGGCAGACAAGUAUGUGGCUCCAACAUUGUCACACCAGAAACAGGGAGUCUUAGAGCUUUUUAUACCCAACUCCUUUAGCAUGGAUUGCACCCAUAUGACUUCAGCUGUGGCAUUUGCUAGUGCCUUGUACCCUGCCUCGAUGCUAGAUCUGGAAACAGUGGCUUGUUUUCUAGCAGACCAUGAAAUGAGAUUAGGUCCAAAAAAUAUUGCAAACCCACCUGUUGAACGUCUGUCAUCUAGGCAUCCUGCCCAGUCUGAAUUAGAAAAAGCACUCACAAGUGUAGAAGGGGACUUGCUGAAAUUUAGACCAAUAUUCAGCGUAUGUUUCACAUAUCUUACUAUACGCUUGGCAGCUGUGAAGUGAACUGUGGUUGGUGCAUGUAAAAACUAACACACCUUGUUUACAGCAAAGGAGAUAUCAGGUCUUGUAAGUGUCAAAUACUGAAGAGCACCUACCAGACAUCUGUAUUUAGUAGUGUCCACUGAAUCUAUAGGUGUUCCUUCCAUGAGAGAUAGUUUUUCUGUACUAGAUAAAGGAGUGGGUGUGGGUUUACAACCUUGUAGGCCAGGCUUUUUUACCAAGUCUGUUGCAUAUUUUUCUUGAGAAAGAUGAAGUGCAUUCUUGUUUUUCUUCA